ACCACCACCAGGCUUCCACCCGCGACGACCGCCACCAGGCCGCGACCCUCGUAAAGAAUUUGGGUUGUCCUCUUCGGCCGAAACAAGUGCAUUUGCUGAAGACAUCUUCGCAAGAGUGCCUCGUAAAGAAUCUGGUUUGAAUGUGAGUUCUUAUUCCAAAUUAAAUGAAUGUGUAGACAGGAUUUUAGCCUCCAGUUUUAUCUGUCUAUAGCAUCGUGGCUUUCCUGCUUGUUACUCGCGUAUAUCAGCUAUAUCAGAAACUAGAGAGGGAAGCUGCGAUGUUGGUGAAGAAGCAGAAGACAUUUUCUCUCUUGGAUACAGAUGACGAAGAUGACUAUGAUGGCGAUAGAUCUUCUGCCCAGGUUGUUUAUGAGUCCAGGAAAGAUGAUUCCCAUAAGAAACGAUUCAGGAAGAAGGUCUUGAGUCAAGAAGAUGAAGAUGAUGAGAUCCAGAGUUUAUCGAAACAGCAAGUGGAAAUCCACUGCAUUUUUGUGGUGGUUGAAGAAACAUAGCCCAUUUCAAGGACUACGUUAGAUGCAUUCGCUGCGUAAAUAUUUGGUUGCAGUCUUGGUGGUUGGGUUAAAGGAUUGGAUGCAUUCUGUAAAAAUCUACUAACAUGGCCCAUAAAGAGUGGCAGUAUUCCCCUUCUGAUAAAUAUUUGUGGCAUAUAUAUAUUUUUAUCAGAGGAUCGAUGAUUCGGGUCUAAGGGUAUUCUAAUAAUUUGUUUUCCUCUGUGUGCAGUCUUGCAAACGAUGAUCCUAUUGAUGUUGCCAGAAUUAUUUCAUGCAUUUUGGAGUUACGUGCCUAGCUGCAUACAAAUUUUAUUCUACUGCAUGUAUCUGUGAGUCUUGUUAGAAAUUAAUCCAAGUAGCAAGCAAGCAAGCAACCAAAUCCCAGAUUUUUGAUGGGAAGUGUACAA
Prunus dulcis (almond) is the source of this 919-nucleotide messenger RNA. Its product is annotated as pre-mRNA-splicing factor ATP-dependent RNA helicase DEAH1-like. The coding region runs from base 279 to 512 and encodes 77 amino acids. Lineage: Eukaryota; Viridiplantae; Streptophyta; Magnoliopsida; Rosales; Rosaceae. The transcript has 3 exons. The record is from RefSeq and is a predicted model, not a curated record.